Messenger RNA from Puccinia triticina, 924 nucleotides. RefSeq lists its product as uncharacterized. The record is from RefSeq and is a predicted model, not a curated record. The coding region runs from base 1 to 924 and encodes 307 amino acids. Lineage: Eukaryota; Fungi; Basidiomycota; Pucciniomycetes; Pucciniales; Pucciniaceae. Gene Ontology annotation, biological process: phospholipid translocation; retrograde transport, endosome to Golgi. The transcript has 6 exons. Gene Ontology annotation, cellular component: endosome; trans-Golgi network.
AUGGGAUGGAUGAGCACCCUGGCCAGCGUCGGAAUCGCAUUGGGAUCCCCGCUGGUCUAUCUCGACCAGUACCGCGCGAUCCAGAAGACGCAGAGCUCCCAAGGCUUCUCGCACCUGAUCUGUGUCGUGCUUCUGAUAGCGAACAUUACGCGGCUGUUCUACUGGCUCGGCCAGCGCUUCGACACGGCCCUGCUCGUCCAGUCCUUCCUGAUGAUCGGCGCCCAGUUCGCCCUCCUGCGCCUCUGCCUCAAGCACCCCGCCCGGCCGGCCGACCAGCCCGCCCCGCUCGCCGGGAACCCGUACGACGACCACCCUGCCUUCCAGCCCUCCGCCGGGCCCGAGCCGCUCAGGAGCAGGUCCCCGCCCACGCUGCAAGCCGCUCCCCCACCCUCCGCCGCUGCCCCCUCCCCCGGCGUCAGUCGCUCCGCCGGCCGCUCCUUCGACUAUUACGUCGACUUCUUCGCCCUCCUCUUUGCCGUCCAAGCCGCACUCUUCAUCCUCUUCCAGCGCUACGACUGGUUCAUCCAGGCCAUCGGCUUCUUCUCCCUCGGACUCGAAAGCACCCUACCAAUCCCUCAACUCAUCACCAACUUCCGUCGGAAAUCACUGGCCGGGCUCAGCUCGAUGGUCCUGUUUGGCUGGCUGUUUGGGGAUAGCUUCAAAUCGAUCUACCUGGUCUUCAUCACCCCAGACUCGAACUCGAUCCAAUUCAAAAUAUGUGCACUCUUUCAGCUGUCGAUCGAUAUCUUGAUCCUCGCACAGGCGCUGAUCUAUCGGCGCCAGACCAAGCUGGACUCCAUCGAGCUCGACGGCUCUCCCGACCAUUCGGCUUCGGCGGCGGGCACCCCCGACCCGGCCGGCCAUCAGGACGAUGAUCCCCGCUCUCGGCUGAUGAUCGUCGAAGACUCGGGCCAUGUCGUCUAG